UCACUUGACCGGAUUUGUUUGUGGGCUGAUUUAUGUCACUAUAAGGCAACCGAUUUGCAAAAAAACUCUGGGUAAUAUAAACAAUUUAAAGCUUGCGUAAGUAAACAUGUCAGAAGAAGGAGAAAUUUCUAACGAAGAGGAUUCUGUCGGAGCAUCAGCAGUUAGUUUUCAAGAGACCCGAUACAGGCCACGCCCUCUGACUGCCAAUAGCAGUGAUGAUGAUAACAGUGAUAAUGAUCAGGAUGAAGGAUCCCCAUCGUGGAGACAGCUGCAGAAAACAAGAAAACCAACCAUUUCAGCCAUGGAGAUGAACACAGCGGACAGUGAGGGACUAUCAUCAUCUGCAAGUGCUGGGCAGAGAAAAAGAAAGAACAACAUCUGGGGGUCUGUGCUUCAAGAGCAGGACCUUACGCAGACAUUGAUGAAGAGUGGGGCUGUGCAUAAAUCUGAAGAAGUUGAUUAUUCCGCGAGGGAUGUGGAGAGCUAUGACUUUACAAAGAAGUAUGAAGAUAACAGGCCAGAUUUAGAUGAUGACGAUAUAGAAGCAGCUAAAGCAAGCACGGAUGCGUUGAAGAGCUUUCCUUAUGUUCCUCAUGUAACGUCAGGGAGAGCUAUCAUAGACUAUGAGGAUACUGUGCUUCAGACAGCCUCUGGUGAUCGCAGGGGGAAGAAACGCAAGGCUGACAGUCAGUCGGACCGGUUUGAGAGAAAGACGGGUGGGGUGCAUGACCGGUUGGGCGUUAAGAAGGUCACUACUAUGAAACUUGGAGAAAUCAACUUGUCUGAAGAUAUGGAAGGCAAAGAACUUGCUCAGAAAAUUGCUGAUUUUAUUCAUGAACCAAAGGUCGAGCUAAUUGAGCGUGUUGUGGAGCAUAUGGGGAAGUCAGCUGCCCUGAGAAUACUACAGCAGACCAAAGACACGGAGGAAAGUGGCGGCAUGUACACUAAUGAUGGCAGUCGUAGACGAACUCCAGGUGGGGUGUAUCUUCAGUUAAUCAAACAGCAGCCGGAGUUCACUGAGGUUCGCAAGCUUAUCUUUGUAGAGGACUGGCAGGACAAAGUCAACAAAAAGAAACAGCAACGUAAAAUGAAAAAGGCUAAAGAAAGAGAACAGAAAAUGAAAAUAGAAAAUAUUCAAGGUCAGAAUAUUGCUGAGCCAAGGUCAAGAUCUGUAUCAAAUCACAGGUCAAGGUCAGGUUCAAAUGAAAGGUCAAUUUCAAAUUCAAGAUCACACUCUGGGUCAAAAUCUAGGUCAAGGUCAAGAGAAUUUAAGGGUAUUAAAGACGAGGAAGGAAUGAUAGAAGCACAAAAUGAAAAUAAACAACGAGGAAGCAGACGAAAUCGAUCCAGAAACAGAAGGCAUAGAAAAAAGCACUACAAUGACUUUGAUAAGUUGGAUGAAUCUAAUAGUGACAGUGAAGGUGAUGGUAAUUCAAAUGCUCAAGGUAACACAUUUAACUUUGAAGAUGAGCUAGAAGCAGCGCGGAAGAGAAUUCUGGAACAGAAGAACAAGGCGAAGCAAGAUGAGAUAGAUAUGGAGAAAACUGUUGCAGAUCAAGCGGAUGGGGACAACAACAUUGCUGGAAUAGGGGACCUGGAUGAAGAAGAGGCUAACAUUGUAGACAUUCCCUUAGAAAUGGAAUGAGUCCAUAUAUAUGAGCCUUGUUCAUGAAACAUGGGGCUUAAUGUAUGUAAGUGUCAUCCCAGAUUAGGCUGUGUACUCAGCACAUGCUAAUCUGGAACAAUACUUUUUGCCAACAUUUGAUUUUCAUUAAGAAGAAAUUUCCUUUAAACAAGACAUACAAUAAAGGCAGAAAGUGUCAAAAAAAGUGUCGUUCCUGAUAAGCAUGUGCAGGCUGUACAAGUAAAACUGGAACUAAACUAUGCAUUAUGCAUUAAGCCCAGUUUAACCAGAACAAGUCUCAUUUUACCGGGAACUGCCAACUGCAAUAGAGUUUGCAUGCAUUUUUAAAUUGCCAGAAUUCUAAUGAUAAUGAAUUAUCUACAAAUAUUUAGGGAUUUUCUGUUGAAACAUAGUAUGACAAAUUGAUUUUUUUAGCUUAUAUGGCAUGAAAAGCUUGUUCAAAUGUAUUAGAAAAAGUCAAUCGUUGUUGUGCAAUGUAAAUUAUUAAACAGGUUCAUUUCUCUGUUUUCUUAACAAACCUGUAACCCCCAACACAAAAUAUACUCAAUUGUUGUUAACAGUACAUGUCAUGUCACUUUAAUAAGUGUUUAUUGCCAACAUUUAAACAGCAAUAGUGUUUGAAAUUGAAUUGUCUUGUAACAUUAUUGUACACUUAAUUGUUGUUCCUUCUUGUUUAUGUUCAAUUGGUUUUGUGAACCAUUAUUAAAUAUCUGUUUAAUGACUGUUGUUAUAAAUAAUUGGAGAAAUUUGUA
Molecule: messenger RNA, 2397 nt
Organism: Dreissena polymorpha
Lineage: Eukaryota; Metazoa; Mollusca; Bivalvia; Myida; Dreissenidae
Product: phosphorylated adapter RNA export protein-like
Exons: 6
Coding region: 107-1645 (512 amino acids)
Biological process (GO): snRNA export from nucleus
Cellular component (GO): nucleus
Source: RefSeq, a predicted model, not a curated record